Messenger RNA from Spirodela intermedia, 8223 nucleotides. Lineage: Eukaryota; Viridiplantae; Streptophyta; Magnoliopsida; Alismatales; Araceae. The record is from the annotation of a GenBank genome assembly.
AUGCAGAUCGAAGAAGCUUCAAGCAUGGUGGUCAUCGAAGUUGAAAUAGAUCGUUGUGACAGUGUUCCAGCGAAGAUCAAGAGGAUAAACAAGGAUAGCAAGGCCAUGGAAGUGAAGUUAGGAGAAGCAGAUUGUGAAAUCGAUGGUGCAGAGAAAACUGUGAAGAAGAGGAGAGUAUCCAAGUGUUCGUAUAUAAAGCGAAUACUGCAUGAGCACAGGAGCAGGCUGGUGGUUUUGAUAGAUAAGUUGGCCAGGAAACAUGAAUGGAGUGAUGCAAGCGGGGCUUUGAGUGUCCUGCUGAAAGGAACGCCUCGUGGGUGCUCUCUCAUGGAGGAUCGCAAACAUUUUCUGGUAUGAAUUGAAAGUCCAGGCUGCUGCCUCUUCUUUUCCAGCGCUGGUAUUGUCAAUACAUAUACAUUUUCUUAUUGGCUGUCUGUUGUCUUUGGAUGAGACAUUCCUGUCUGUAAAUGAGAAAAUUUGGUCCGCCAACUUAAAUUAGUAAAUUUCUACGAAUCACACUAGUCAGGAUCACACUAAGAGAGCUAGCAGAUGGAGAGUGUGAAGAAGAAGAGUAAAAAAGUUAGUGCACUAAAUUCAGAACUUGCUUGUCCUGGAAGGUCUUAUGGCAUAGGGCUUUUCAUUAAAAAUCGUUACUGUAAAUAUCGUGGUAGAUCCUUGGAAGAUAAGGGCCAUUUUGUUUCUUUUUUUAUUCAUUUUGCAGACUGUUUUGCUUGUCUGCUAGAGACAAAAGAUCAGUAUAAGUCUUUUGAGUUUUUAUUUAGACCAACUGUUAUCUCUUUGUCAAAUGAUGAGAAUUUGAAAACCAUGUAGAACCAUGUUCAUGCCCAACAUAAAUCUGUGUUCUCUUUUUAGCUUGGAUUUCCGUUGCCAUGCUCCUGCGAGUGACGUUGUACAUUUUUUGCUCUUGUAGAUCUAAGAGAUCAUUUGUAAAAGAUGAGAAAAAUGAUGCUUUGAUUAACAUUUUCCUAUAUUCUCUUUGUUUAUUACACCUAGCUUGCAAUGGAACUAGUACGCCGUUUUCCAAAUUCUCAAGACUACACCAGAAGAAUUAAGCAAAUAUUCGAAGUAUGGAUGAGCAAGCUUCCAUGGGCAAGAAAAUGCUGUAUGAAGGUAGUUCCUGGCAUCCCAUGCCAUCAUACACGUGAAAGUCUUAAGUUAGUCUAUUCUUUUCGCACAGAAGAUUGCUUUGAGACCAGCUGCAUGGUGUCAGUUUAUAUCAUGUAUAAGAUAUCUUCUUUUGGCACGGAAGAUCGUUUUAAUAUCAUUUAUAUAAAUAUGUGCUCUUCAACAAGUAUUUACAUUUUUUACUGCAUAAAAUUACUUUAAAUAUACUUAUAAAUGGCUUCACCUUGGGAUAUGCCAUUGGAAGACCACCAUGGUUGUCUUAAAAAACAUGUUCCUGGAAUGAAUCAUAAAUAUUCUAAGAUCUAGCAGCAGCUUGGUAACCUUUAUCAACUCCUGGCGAAUGUACUGUAGGUUCCUUUUAUUCACAGAGUUUAUGAUUGUUUCGGUCUAUAAUUGGUAUUUGUUCCUAUCACCCUUUUUCUUAAGGAUUUCAAUUUUUUUGUAGAAACACUUGAUCCAGAUGGAGUUAGCUCUCUUCUGCCUUAUGCAAGGGAAUAUCAGAGAAGCACAUCAUACCAUGAAGUUGUAAGUUCUUUAUGUGAACUUUAGGCAUCUAUUCGUUUAUUUGUGAUGCUGGCAUUACCUGCUGAUUAUCUGGUUUGCUUGCACGGUUGAUUAUCUGGUUUUUAUUCUCCCUCCUAAGCAAGUUCGAUUGUGGAAGCAUUUUCAUUCUAAAAAUUCCUUGAACGUUGGCCUUUCCAAAUCGUCUACUUUUUACUGUGAUGUAUGCCAAGGAAAAAUUUAAUUAAAUACUAAAAUAAUCAGUUGGCAUCUGUUUGUUCUCAGUCUUGCACAAGAUCGUGAAUCUAGGAGUGAUCCUCAUGUUCACUUAAUCCAUGGUUUGACAUCGUAUCAGCUCUGGUACUCCGAACUUCCCCAGGAGAUGCAAUUGAAGGAUUUCGAUGUGUUCACGCAACCUGAGGUCCCUGGCAUGGCCUCGUGUGGUGGUUUCCCGCAACAAAUUGGGUUAGUGGGAAUGCCAAGUGAUCAUAACUCAGCUGAUAUUCAAUAUGCUGAAAUUUUUGCUCAGAGCAAUUCAGAAAGCUCUAUUGGCAAUGAAAAAAUACAAGCAGACUGCGAUUUGCAAACACGAAGCAAACGGUCUCAUCAGGAUGAUUCUUCGCAUGAAUUCUACAUGACUGGAUCUGCAAUAACAGAUGAAACCAGAGUUGUUUUACCAAGCAUGGAUAGCAACCAAGCGAAUGUAUCCAUUUUUCAUGCACAAGGUUGGUUGAUCUUGUUUCUGUAUUCUUAUCCAGUAUUCUUUUCUGUUUAUGGCAACAUGUGCAAUCACAUGCAAGGUGCCUGACAUUCAAAAUGCUACGCCUGUCUUCCCAGUAGAAGAAGAGCUUUUGAUAGUUCUUUAGUUCUUUUUUUCUUAAAGAAUAUUGUUUUGGAUCAGCUCUUUCAUGAAUAUACUGUACCCUUUUUUUGUCAGUGUAGAAUUGUUUUCUUUUCUGGUUAGUUAGUGAGCAGUUACCUCUUAUUGUGCAGACACACAUCUUUCUGAAUGUUCAAUAUAGCAGAUGCAAUCGUAUUGUGCUAAUAAAUGAUGUGGUGGUAAUAGGAUCGUUUGGUACUGAAUAUUGGUCCCCUGAGAAUUUUGAGCGUCUGGAGUGCGUUUUGCCUAUUGUUAAGCGGAAAAAAAGGAAAUAUAAAUGGGGUAGAUUUAGAAAUUCAUGCUCAGCGGUGUACUUGCAUUCUCAUCCAUAGUUUUGAAGCAGUUCCCCCUGCCUCCUUGGUAACACAUGCUUAGACUUAUUUCAGUAUGCAUUAUGCCGAGACGUCAUUGGUUAUGCCCUUUAAUAUUUUGGAAAUAUUACUCUAUCAGAGCGUGAUGUAAUGUAUGCGUUUAUGUGGAGCAUUUUAGGUCCACUGGUGUUGUCUCUAACUAGGAUUUAUUAGUGUCCCUUAUAUUUGCACGUGCAUUACUAAUACCAUUUUAUUGUUGGCUGAAGCUUCGAUUUUCUCAUUAUCUUCUUUGCUGUACUGUCUAUUUUUUUCCAUGUUAUAUGGUUAAGCUCUAAAAUCUACUUUGAUUGUACAUUGUUUCAUUGAGCUUUUUUUUCACAUAUGGAUGUAUUCUUAUGGUAUGUUUUUUUUUCAUGUUUGUGCCAUUUCUUGAAGUAUAUUUUUAUGUAUCCAGGGUUGGAUGCAUGUUUAUUACCUAUUCGGUUGGAGGAAUCAACGGAGGAUCUUGAGUUUAUGAUCCUCUCGCAUAAGAAACUGCUGAAUGAACAUUAUAUAGAUGCAGUGAAACACCUGAGAGCGGCUCUUCAUUCUAAUCCACCGAUGUUAUCAGCCUUGCAUCCUUUGAUACAGGUAGUUUGGCUGUAUACUAUCAACAAUGGUCUUCUUGUUGAAUAAUUCUUGGUACAUGCGCUCUUUAAUUGCCAGAAGUUCAUUAAAAUGGUUUUUAUUGAAUAUACCUAUUUACUGUUUACUGUACCCUUCUUCAUGCAGACAGAAUCGUAUCAAUAUGUUACCGUUAUACUCUAAUAUUUUUUUGCAUAACCUGCAAGAACUAUUUUAAAUGACCUUGCUGAAAAUCCAUUCGUGUGAAUUUGAUGCUUUUAUUGGUCGUGUGGACAGUUUGUUUUUCCUAUUUGUGUGCAAGAUCAAAAUUCCUUCAUUCCACUAUAGAAGAUAAUUAGUACACCAGAUGCGUGGGGGAAAGGUUGGGAAUAUGUUACUCGUUUUUUUGAAGUAUUGAUGCUCAUGGUCUCAGAUCCUUAGGAUGUAAGAUGAGGAUUAAAUUGCGUAAAAUUGAUCACUACCUGGCCUCUUUCAGCAUGUAAGUUGACACUGAAGUAAGAAUUAUUCAUGAACCCCUACCAUUUGAAUAGCAGAAAUAAGAGUUUGGCCUUGUACCUCCAGAUUGGUUACCAUGAUAAGGAAUAGGAUCUUCCAUUAUUCGAAAUUGGGAUUGAAUUUUCUGGCCAACUCAUUUAUAUGAUUUCGGAAUUCCCUUUUUCCUUGGGGCUGCACACAAUCUAUCUGUGGGACGUUGUCCCUUCUUGGAAGGGCUAAUAUAGGUAAAAGUUUAACAUUUCUGAUGCGCAGGCCUAAUGUCUUAUGAUGUGUCCUAUUUUUAUAGAAAAAUCAUGAAAUGUUUUUUCAUGGUUUGGAUUUAAUUCUUUUUAUUCACUUUUUUGUUCCGUGUAACAGCUUUUAUUGAUUGGCGAUCAAGUGGAAGAAGCACUUAAGGAGCUUAAUGACUUCUUCCAUACAUCUAAGUCAAUGUUGCCUUUAAGGUUUUGGAAACCACCUGUUGCCUUUUCUUUUGUUCUUAUCGUUUCCCUUGGUGAUAUAUUAAAUAUCUGAGACCUUGAAGAAUUAUCGUAACCGAGCCUGAUAUUUAUGCAUAAUGUUUUUACCUAUCUCGUGAGACACGAUCUGAUAUGCAUAAUCCGUGAGUCUUGAGGCUGGUGAUCUGAUUUCUUGAGUCAAACAUGACUUCUAAUCACAUGAUUGUAAUAUUUUCUGAUGCAAAUUUCACGACCCACAUUACAUGUCAUCAUCUGAUACCAGUCUGAUGCCUGAAAUGAGACUUGUUGCCAGUCCUGGGAACAUCUGUUAUUUGUACUUUAUGUUCAGCAAGGGAUUUGACCUGCUAAUAAUUGAUCAUCAUAGCAUAACUCUGACGUUCAUCUUUUCCAAAUAAGCAUACCGUGGAAAGCUUGAUAUCAUUUCUGUGACCUUUUUCCUUGCUAUGGUCCAUAGGUUGACUGUAUGCUAUGUAUUCAGUUUGCGUCAUCCUAACCUGUAUAGAACACAGCUUAAAACUUGAUAUAUCGAUUCCCUGUGAUAAAUUUCCUCUUAAUAUAAAUCCAAAAUAAUACUGACUACGACUUUUAAGUUAAAGUUUCUAUUCUACCUCACUCUGAAAUCUUAAGAAAGAGGUGAGGAGUUUUAAAGAUCAGUGAGUAAGGGCAUAUGUACUUUGUCUUGAGGUCUGACUAGAGUAUGCAAAUUUCAAACAUAGGGCUAUAUAUCAUCGUAUAAAGUUUUGGUUAAUUUUUUUCAUUUUUUUUCUGGAAUAUGAUGUAAAUGACAUUUUUUGCUUUCCGAGUGCAGGAUAAUUAUUAAUUGAUGUUCUCUUUCCUACAGAUACAAAGCUAGGCUUUUGGAGUGCCUAGGUAAUGGUCAAUACAUGGAAUUUGCAAAAUGUUAUGAACAAAUUGUGGAGAUUGAACCUAGUCAUGUCCCAUCACUGCAGAGGCUGAUCAGUUUGCAUAUGAAUGGUAUAAUUUACAUCUGAAAAUCCAGAUUUUCAUCUUUUAAUUCUUCGUUCGGCUGCUACUGUCAUCAUUAAAUUCAUGUUCUCCUAGCUCCUGCUUCUUUUCUCACCUAGGUUUGUUUUUGGUCAAACCUAAUCCUGUGGCACGAGCUGAGAAUUUUGGCAAGCCAAUCUCAUCCUAGUCCAAUUCUAAUGGCCAAAAUAGGCUCAAAUAGGCUGGAAGUGCCCAUAAAAGUGGGGCCAGAGUUGCAUGAUACAAGGUUUAUCAGUUUUCAUUCUUUCUGAUAACCUGUUUAAGUCAUCUUUUUGGGAUUCUGUGUAAAAGUUAUGACUGAAAUAUUAGACUUGGAUGAGUAUAGCCGAAAACUUCCUCACUGAUCAAUGUAGAUCAUCCCCUGUCCCAUCCUCCUGAAAGUUGACAGACUACAUUUUUCAAAGUACACUGAUAAAGUUGCCAUGUCGCACCUAUCAGCUAUAUAGGUUAAAAAAAUUCUAUUAUUCAAAAUGCACUCUGAUAAAGCUGAGAAAUGUAGAAAACUUCUAAUAUUGAUUUUCAACUAUUUUCGCAUUGAGGAAAUUAAAUAUAAAUUAGAAGGAUGAAAAACAGAUGAAUGGGUACAUGAACACUGGGACUUAAAAAUAUUUGAACUGGCAGCCUUUUUAUAAUUAUUUUCAAAGGUUAUAAACCUGAAACUAAAUUACUAGUAGUCGUUGAUGUAUGGUUGUUUCUUUUAGGGUAUUGCAAUAUAGCACUGCUUGGCUGCUGAAUUAGUAUUUUUAUGGUCUGAUUAAAUGGUUUGAUAAGAGGUGACUUUACAUGUGAUUUCUACCUAGGAAUGUUGUAGCUCAAAUUAUUAUUCGCUCUGGAACGUUUUAAAUGAAUGCCGUUUGUUUUAUGUGAUGAUUUUUUUUUUUUGAAUUUUAAGAAACGUGAUAAACUUUUAGUACUUUGCCUUACUCUCCUCCUGCCAACUGCUGAUUAAGAAUGCACUUAUACUGAGUGGGAAAACAAGAGAAAAGAUGAGGACAAAUCAAGCGUUGGUUCAUGUUUUUGUUCAAAUGUAGAUUGAUGGAAAAGUAAUUUGAUACUGUGAGUUUCUCAUUCUUGACUGAUCGCUAAUACUCAUCUCCAGACUGGGUAUUACGGGAUAAUAAAAGAAUCCCAUCAUAUAAUAUACUUAUACAAAAAAAAUACUUAUAAGCACUAAUGCAUUGAUUCUCCCUGAACAGAGUAUGUGUGGUAGAUAAACUGAGUGACUGCUGUAGAAUUCCUAUCCUAGAUGCAGAAUUUGGUGAAGAUUCUUUGGCAUGUUCUGAAUGGGUAUAUACUCAUCUCCAGGCUGUGUAUUACGGAAUAAUAAAAGAAUCCCAUCAUAUAAUACUGUAUAAAUAAAUACUUGCAAACACUGAUGUAUAGAUUCCUCCUGAACAGAGUAUGGGUAGUAGGUAAGUUGGUUGACUACUGCGGAAUUCCUAUCCUGGGUGCAAAUUUGGUGAAGAUUGUUUGGCAUGUUCUGAUUGGGUAUAUACUCAUCUCCAGACUGGAUAUUAAUAUUUACAUAAAUACCUACAAACACUGAUGUAUUGAUUCCCUCUGAAGAGAGUAUGGGUGGUAGGUAAAUUGGGUGACUACUGUAGAAUUCCUAGCAUGGAUGCCGAAUUUGGAGAAGAUUGUUUGGCAUGUUCUGAAUGGCAUUCUGAUUCUGAAUUUUGUUGUCAUUUUAGGAAAUUAUGGUACAGUACGCCUUAUGGAAUAUUUAGCGAUGCAUUUGGAUCACACAGAUGGGAUAUCAAGCAUGUGGGAGGAACUCGCUUCAUGCUUUCUUAAAAUUCAGUCUCUCCAGCUGUCUGAGUACGAGGAGGAUGAAGAGUCAACGAUGAGACCGAUCCAUUUCAGUAGUAUGGCUUGCAGAUCCACUACUCCAAGAAAAAUUCCAAGGGUUUUCCUAAGAGGAGAAGCAAGGAACAUGUGGACAUAUCGCUGUAAAUGGUGGUCCAAACGUCAUUUUAGCAAGGCCAUCUAUAUGUCAGAGAUUCAGACUGGUACAACUUCCUUUUUAGUCUCUCAUUUUCAUGGUCAUCCAUAUCAGUAUGGUCAUUCUAUCAUUGUCCUUUGGUGCAUCAGAACACUUGCCCAGUAUCCGAUAAUAUAUUUUCUCUUGAAUUCUUCCUCUGAAACUGAUGGAAAGCUUGUUCUUCACGAGUUCUUGAGAAGAAAACACUCGCCAGGAAGAUCUGCACCAACAGGACUUUAUGAUCUCUGUGGUUUCCAACUUGGUUGACCCUGAAAGCCUUUUGGGCUUUAUGCUUAUCUAUAAAGAUGAUGUGUUAAUAAUUUAUCUCUGGGCUAUUUUUUUUUACUAGCUCACCUCCUGCCUUUUUAUUUGAUCUUGAACUUCCAGUUGGAACAGAAAACACUAUAUUUUUUUUUUAUUUUAACCUUUAUUCCACUUAAAGCAAACUCUUGAAUAACAUUUAUAGCUUCCAAUCAUUCCAUUUCGGUGCUUCAGAAACACUAGGCUUCUGAAACUGAUGGAGAUCAUAUUCAUAGCCAGUUCCUUGCUUUCCUCUUCUAAAAUUAUUUAAUAUUUUUUUUUUUUAAAACGAAAACGACAUUUAGAUUGAUCAAGUAUGGAAUGACUGUGUGGGUUCCUGCAGGGGAUUUUCAGCGCCUAGCAUACAAGGCCGCAUGCGCCUGCCACCUGUACGGUCCAGAUUUUCAGUACGUCAGAGAGUUACUGUGCAAAGGAGGCAGAGACCAGAUAUCUUUCCUGCGUAGGCACAUGGACAGUUCCUUGAAGCUGUGCGAAGCUUUGACUGCAGGAAACCCCUUGUGA